Molecule: messenger RNA, 1544 nt
Organism: Cuscuta epithymum
Lineage: Eukaryota; Viridiplantae; Streptophyta; Magnoliopsida; Solanales; Convolvulaceae
Source: the annotation of a GenBank genome assembly
UUCACUUGUUGCCUGUAUAUUCCCUAUAUAAAAUAAAUUCGGAUCUGGAAACGUAGAUUCUUGUAAAGACUGAAGAAGUUCUGGUGAAUGGAGACGACCGCGGAGCUCCCAUGGGACCUAAUCGUGCAGAUUCUUCGCCGGUUACCUGUGAAAGAUCUGCUGCGCUACAUGUGCGUAUCGAAGUCAUGGUGCUCCCUGAUCAACGGCCUUGAUUUCAUCAAUCUGCACCUCAAACACAUUCCGGAAUCUCCUUCCCAAUUGGGGUUCGUGUCCGGAGACGACAACAAUCUCUGCUGGACUGCUUCGAAUGAUCUCGACUCUUUCGUUCGACUCACUUGCCCAAUAGACUUAGGAACUGGGGUCAGCGUUCUCGGAAGCUGCAAUGGAUUGCUUGCUAUUAUGAACCCCGAUUCAGAUAUGGCGAUUUGGAACCCUUUCAUUCGAAGGUACAUCACUUUACCCAUCUCUGAUCAUUUCCAGUCUAUUCCCGAGCAUGAAAUCCAUGUUUUUCUCACCGGAUUUGGACACGACCCGGUCACUGACGACUAUAAGUUGAUGAUAUUAAUCGACCCUCGUGAGCGUUUAACUGAUACUAUUCACGGCGAGGUCAAGAUUUACAGUGUAAAUGGCAAAUCGUGGAAAAAAAUUGAUGAUUUCCCAAAACACUUUGAUUACCAUUCUUACAAUGGUGUCCUUUGCGGCAAUGCUUUGCACUGGUUGGUAAAUUCAAGGCGUGAUAAUUCUUACUUGAUUUUGGCCUUUGAUCUUGUUACUGAAACUGCCCGGGAGAUUCAGCUGCCUCUAAAGCAUUGUCCUUGUCUGCAGCUUGUGAAUCUAGAAGGCUCACUUUGUGCUGUAAUCUAUAAUGUUAGAUUUUCAUAUUUUGAGGUGUGGGAGAUGAAGGAAUACGGGGUCAAGGAGUCUUGGGCUAUGUUGUCUCCUCUUCCAACUCCCCCCUUGUUAGAAUUCCCGUUUUUCAAGAAUGGUGAUCAUGUUUUGUUUCAUAACUGUGAAACCCUCUUCCUCUAUGAUAUCAAAACAAAGGUUUCGAACAAAAGGGAGGUCGCAGGUUCCGAUUUUCCCAGAAUUUGUCACGCCCGUGUUUGGGUUUGUGUUAAGAGCCUGGUGGGACUUCAUUUUAGUGAAAGUACUUCAAAUGGGAAGGAGCACGCUGCUACACAGUGAGAUGAUUUCCUAAGCUAAUGAUUUAAAUUGGGUUUAAAAGGUCGUGCAGAAAAGUUAGUAGCAAGACAGCAGAAGCUCUCAUUUUGGUUACAGGAAUCGAGUUUUGUGGGAUAUUCAGACAUGGAUUCAUGAUGAAAUUCGAAAAUGUUGCUGCUGAUAGUGAUUUGUCUCUGACAUUAGUUUAUAGUUUAUGUUUCCAGGAUGACUCUGUAAUCAGUAGUUGCUUACAUAAUUGUUAUCUAUAUUUUGUGGAUUUGACUUUGGAUAUUCAAACAUAAUUGUUACUUAAAAGAAAAGGAGAAUUUGACUUUGGAUUCUAUUUUCGGAGUGAUAUAUGGAUUUGUACUUUAUUUCCAAAA